UUCUUACUGUUUUCUCUCCAGACUGAGUGGCUGUAACCUCUCAGAGAGAAGCUCUGAAGCCCUGUCCUCGGUUCUUAGCUCCCAGUCAUCUAGUCUGAGAGAGUUGGACCUGAGUAACAACGACCUUCAGGAUUCAGGAGUGAAGCUGCUGUCUGCUGGACUGGAGAGUCCACACUGUAAACUGAAAACACUCAGGCUGUCAGGCUGUCUGAUCACAAUGGAAGGUUGUGCUUCUCUGGCCUCAGCUCUGAGCUCCAACCCCUCCCAUCUGAGAGAGUUGGACCUGAGCUACAAUCAUCCGGGAGACUCAGGAGUGAAGUUACUGUCUGCUGGACAGGAUCCACACUGGAGACUGGAAACUCUCAGGGUGGAGCCUGCUGGAGUCCGAUGGUUGAGACCAGGUCUGAGGAAGUAUUCCUGUGAACUCACACUUGACACAAACACAGUUAACAGAAGGAUUAAACUGUCUGACAACAACAGGAAGGCAAUAAAUAUGGAGAAAAAUCUGUCAUAUCCUGAUCAUCCUGACAGGUUUGACUGGUGUCCUCAGCUGCUGUGUACAAAUAGUCUGACUGGUCGCUGUUACUGGGAGGUGGAGAAGAGAGGAAGAGCUAAAAUAUCAGUGAGUUACAGAGGAAUCAGAAGGACAGGAGACAGAGAUGACUGUGUGUUUGGAAUGAAUGAUCAGUCCUGGAGUCUGGUCUGCUCUGAUGUUGGUUACUCUGUCUGGCACAAUAAGAGUGCAACAUCCCCUCCCUCCUCCUUCACAUCCUUCCCCCACUCCGCUUCCUCCCCUUCCUCCUCCUCCUCUGUCUCUGACAGAGUAGCAGUGUAUGUGGACUGUCCUGCUGGCACUCUGUCUUUCUACAGAGUCUCCUCUGACACACUGAUCCACCUCCACACCUUCAACACCACAUUCACUGAACCUCUUUAUCCUGGCUUUGGGUUCAGGUCCUGGAGCAGGUUGGAGUCCUCAGUGUCUCUGUGUUCCCUGUAGGAGGGAGAGUCUCCUCCUACUCGUUACAUAUGUAUAGUGAUGUUUGUUGAUCUGUCUGGAUAAUUAUCACAUUUAGUGCAACGACAGGCUAGUUUGCCUUAAGAUACUUAUGAGCUCCUAUUAUGUUGUAAUUCUUGUGACUGUAUGUUUAAAAUAUAUAUAUUGUGAUAUUUGUUCAUCUGUUUGGAUAAUUAGCGCAAUCUUUCCGUUUAUAUUAUAAUACUUUGUAUAAGAUGUUGAUUUUAUAGGUGUCAUGGAAAACAUGGAUUGUGCUGGUCACAUGACCUGCACAGGGUCUGCUUCGCACGCCUGUAAGUGUUUUUGUAAUUUCACUGUGAGCCUGAAGAAGCAAUUGGCGAAACGUGUUGCUCGCAAUAAAGGUAGUAAAGUCA
Messenger RNA from Micropterus dolomieu (smallmouth bass), 1389 nucleotides. Its product is annotated as stonustoxin subunit beta-like. The record is from RefSeq and is a predicted model, not a curated record. The coding region runs from base 218 to 997 and encodes 259 amino acids. The transcript is spliced from 4 exons. Gene Ontology annotation, molecular function: protein binding. Lineage: Eukaryota; Metazoa; Chordata; Actinopteri; Centrarchiformes; Centrarchidae.